AUGGCAGAACCAGUGCUCAAGCCCGAGUUCUUCCGUCCAGUGGAGAUGCUUACGGACAAGGACGCCAAAAUCCGCUGGUACUACUGCAUCAUUGUCAAUCUGGCAGGCCUCAACUAUCCGGAACUGAUCCCAAGUGUAUACGCGCACAUGUCGGAGCACGCCAUGUCUGGGCUGGGCUUUGACGACCAGUUCAAGGCCGUCCAAAAGCUCCGCGAGGCUCUGAUCAAGGGUUGCGGCAUCAUGGGGCCGGCCAAGACCGGAACCGCCAUACGAUUGUUGUGCAAGCAUAUCCCGGCUGAGCUACGGGACCCAGAGGCGCCUCGAUCAAAAGAGAGCCAAGAAGCGGCUUCCAAGCGAGGUCACGAAUUCCACAAGCGAAUCUAUGGCCGCAACACGGAGUUCGACCCGAACGCCACGGUCGAGGCCAGCCCAGAUUAUACCUACGUGGUCAGAGACCUCCUCUACGGCCGCAUAUUCUCAUAUGAUGGCAUCCUCGACGACCUGGAAACCGGCUACGUCGUUGUAUCGGCGCUUAUGGGCAUUGAUUGUCAGCCGCAGCUCCGGCACCACAUGAAGGGCAUGUUAUACAACGGGGCAACGCGCGAGGAGCUGCGGGAGCUGCAGGAUACGCUGCUGGGCCUGGCCGAAAUGCUCGGUGUACAGUUCCGGAGCACGAGACCACCGAUCCCAAGCAUCGAAAUGUAAUAGAUUAAGACAAGCCCUAUGGUAACUUCAAACCUUGCAAUCAUGUGC
Molecule: messenger RNA, 753 nt
Organism: Microdochium trichocladiopsis
Lineage: Eukaryota; Fungi; Ascomycota; Sordariomycetes; Xylariales; Microdochiaceae
Exons: 4
Coding region: 1-705 (234 amino acids)
Source: RefSeq, a predicted model, not a curated record